AUGACAGAAACCAAAGAAAAGAGAAAGUCAGAUUCCUUUUUUAGUAGUCUAUCAAAGAGUAAAGACAAAGAGAUUAAAGAUAACUCUUUAAAUAGUAGUAGUUCUAGUUCUGGUUCUGCUACUGCAAACGAUCAUCAUCAACAACAACAACAACAACAACAACAACAACAACAACAACAUAAUGUUGACAGUUCAAAUCAAAAAAGAAAAUCAAAAAUGAAUAAUAGUGGAGGAAUUGAUUUGGCUGAUUGUAAUAAUAAUAAUAAUAAUAAUAACAAUGUAACAUCACCAACAAAAAGACCUGUAUCAUUAUAUCUAAGUAGUAGCGGUGGAGGUGUUGGCAGCGAUGGAAUACAAUCCAACUCUUUAAAUGAAGUUGGAUUAUUAUCAUCAAAGAAUUCUAGUCCAACUUCAUCGCCACCACCAUCAAGAAGAUCUUCUGGUAAUCAAUUUAAAUUACCUCCAAAAACUGGUUCCGUUUUAUAUUCAAUCAUUUAUGAUAAAUCAAGUAGUGGAGCAGAAAAAUUAGAUGAAGAAGAUUUGGUUAGUCGUGUCAAUCUUCAGCGAGUCAUUGUUAGCAAGAAUAAAUUGGUAGAGAUACCAAAUAGAAUUGGUGAGUUGAGUAAAGUGGUUACAUUGGAUUUUAGUUACAAUCGUUUAAAAUCAUUGCCAACAUCUAUAAGCACAUUGACAGAGUUGACAACUCUAUUAUUGGCAGGUAACCAAUUUAUGAUACCUGCCAAAGAGGAUACUACUGCUCCCACUACUAGUUCUACUCCUCCUCCAGAUGCUAUAGUUAAUCAUUCAGAUGUCGAUGAUCUCACUCUACCAACACCAACAUUACAAUCAAGUCAAGAAACAAAACAGACUGUUUUGACAACCGACCACCAACCCAACCAUUUACCAGCCGAAUAUGGAUAUAUUAGUACAUUGACCAAAUUAGAUUUAUCAUCAAAUACAGCACCCGGAUGGGAUGGUGAAAACUAUCUACCACCUUCACUGUUUUGGUAUAGUCAAAUUUCAACACUCUAUUUGGCACAUUGUCGUUUACGUGCAAUAUCUACAGAUGUUCAACAUUUACAAGCACUCACCUAUUUGGAUCUAUCUUACAAUUGUCUAAAGGAUCUACCACAAGAGAUUGGAACGUUACGUGCUCUCACCUUUUUCUCAGUGCGUCACAACUUGCUCGAUCAAGUACCAAGCGAGUUGGGAAAUCUAGAGAGUCUAACCAAUCUAGAUAUCAGUCACAAUCAUCUCAAAGAGUUACCAGAGGAACUACGUUAUCUCACACUUUUACAAACAUUCAAUGCAUCUUUUAAUAGAUUACUUUUAAUACCAGAUAGUUUAUUUGGUGGUGGUGGUCAACAACAACAACAAGAGCAAGAACAAGAUGGUAAUGAAUAUUCAUUGUAUAGUUUACGUGAUUUCAAGAUACGUUCAAAUCAAAUAACAAAGUUACCAGAAAGAUUAUUUUCAAUUGGUUGUCCAUUUACCCAUCUAGAUCUAUCUGAUAAUCGUCUACAAGAUCUACCCAAUGUUCCUACAGCUGAUGGUCAAGGUUCAACAUCAUCAUCAUUAUCGACGACGAUGGUAUUAGAGCAAUUGACAACAUUACUAUUAUUUAAUAAUCAAUUGAAAACAUUGCCAAACAACUUGUUUAGCCAAUCACCAUCUCUCACUUGUCUUAAUCUAUGUGACAACCACUUGGAAGAGUUUCCAGCCAAUAUAUGGCAAGAUUGUCCAUCAUUGUCACAGUUGUUUUUGGGUUACAAUCCAAGUCUAAAGGCACUUGCCUUUCCCAAAGAUUCUUACUACUCACUCGAAGAACUAUAUCUCAAUGGCAAUGAGCAAUUAACGAUUGGUGCUGCCGAUCCAACCGUUGAAUACUUUCCAUCACUCCGUGAGCUAUCGAUGGCUUCAUGUAAAUGGGCUCAAGUGCCUCGUUUCAUCUAUCUCUGUCGUUCACUCGAGAAAUUAGAUCUCUCCAAUAAUCUACUCAAAUCGGUUGAUUGGACAGAGUUUAUGCAACUUGAAAACUUGCAGGUUAUAUCGUUUUCUUGUAAUCAACUCGAUACUAUCCCCUUUGACGAGUUACUUGCCACGCUAUCCAAUCUAUUUAUCUUUGACGUUUCAUUCAACUCGUUAACGUCCAUACCCGACAUCUACCUCUACAACCAUCCAUCGUCACCCUCUUCACCAUCGUCACCACUCUCAUCGCCACGAGGCGCAGAGACACCUGCACCUGGAGCGAUGAGUCGUAGCAGCAGUCAAGCUUCAAUCAACACCAAGACCAACUCUCUUCAUCUCAUCUACCAUCACAACAAACUAGCCAAGAAUGGUGAUUUGGCAGAUUUGAUUUGGACGGCAAGCAAACGAUUCAACUUUGAAAUGGCAGAGAUGAUUGGACGUCGUCCAACCAUGGAAGAUGCCUUUUCUAUUAGAGGUUGUUUUUCAGGUUCUUCCACCAUGGAUCUCAUCACAUUGUUUGAUGGACACGCCGGUCCACGUGCAGCAACCUAUUCAUGCGAGUGGUUCCCCGUUAUCCUAAAGACACUUAUCGAUAGAUAUCCAUCGCUGCCACCUCUACAAUGGCUCAAACAGGCAUACAGCGAGGUGUCACUACAAUUUAAACAAUACAUAUCACACGAGAAACCAGAACUAAAGUACUGCGGUGCAACUGCUGCUGCCAUCCUAAUCAACGAACGAUACUACUUUGUCUCAAAUAUUGGUGAUACUCGUAUCGUUUUGUGUAGAAAUAAUAGAGCCAUUCGUCUAUCGUUUGAUCACAAACCAAAUGACCAAAAAGAAGAGGCUAGAAUACGUAGAGCCGGUGGGUUUGUCAUAUCGAGUGGUGAUACUGCUCGUGUCAAUGGUACAUUGGCAGUGUCUAGAUCGAUAGGUGACUUUUACAUGGAACCAUAUGUCAUACCAGAUCCUCAUCUAUCGAUUACAGAGUCUGACAAAUCAGCAGACCAAUUUAUCAUUGUGGCAUGCGAUGGUGUUUGGGAUGAAAUUGGUGAUCAAGCUGCCUGUGACAUUGUAAUUGCAUCACCCAAUAUGAGAAUUGCAGCUCAACGUUUACGUGAUUAUUCAUUCUUUAGAGGUUCCGAUGAUAAUAUUACUUUUAGAAGAAGAAUGUUAUUCUCUAGUUUAUCAAAACAAAACUAUGAUGAAUCAAUAUAUACAGGCAAAUAUCGAUAUUGGCUAUUGUUACUAGCAGAGAUACAGAUGUUAUUGAUUACUGGUAUUGUAUUUGGUUGGUCACCUCUUGAACAAGAGAUGGAAAGACAGGGUGUAUUUAGUUAUCUUUGUAAGCCUGGUCAAUCUACAUGUAAUGAUCAAUCAUUAAGACUUAAUUUAGUAUAUACAUUGGGUGCAUUUACAGCCACUGGAUCAGCAUUUCUAAGUGGUGCACUAUUUGAUAAACAUGGACCUAUUUGGACAUCAUUGGUAGCAUUAAUUAUAAUGAUUGGUGGUUCCCAAAAGUAUGAUAUUCCAAUUUCAAAUCUCUUCCUCUACUAUAUCAUCAUACUUGUACUAUUAUUGGUACCUAGUUUGUUUAUGAUGCAUCAUAAACCAUAUCUACCAUACGAAGAAUUUAUAUUAUCCAGAACGAAAUUAAAAGUCGACGAGCAAGAGGAAGCGGUAGAACACGAAUCAUUGAUAGUCAAUGUCAGUGCAGAAAAACAACAAGAGACAGACCAAGAAUUCUUGUCGUCGUCGCAGCAAGUUAAUGAAUCAUAUAAAUUACAAAGUAAAUCUCUAGAUUCAUCACCUCUCCUAAGUGCCAGUGAUAAAGAAAAACAAGAAGAUGAUCUAAAGAAAAAAUCGUUACUCGGACAAUUACAAUCUUGGCAAUUUAUGCUCAUUUGUUUAUUUAUGAGUAUUAAUUCUUUACAUUCUGUAUUCUAUAUUGGUAUUGUUAACGAAUUAUUCACUGAAUCCAUUUAUAUUGAUAUAUUUAAUUAUUCAUGGAAUGGAGGAUUAAUAUUAGUUCCAGUUGUUGGUUUUAUUAUGCUUAAAUCUAGUCUUGCAAUGAAUGCAUUUUAUAUCAAUAUUAUUGGAGUAUUAUUUGGUGUAUUUUCUAGUAUUCCAACGCCACAACCAUUACAAUUUGCCACCUUUUUCUUUGUAUCCUUUCAAAAUGUAUUUAUUUGGGGUUAUUUUUUUAUUUAUUUAUCAGAAGUUUUUGGAUACAGUCAUUAUGGAAAAUUAAUGGGAAUAAGUUCAAUCAUCACAGCUGUUAUUGGUUUAUUAGAGUAUUUAUUGGUGUAUUUAACUUUGAAUGAAUUGAAAUAUUUUUGGAUUAAUAUUAUUUUGACAGUCAUCAAAAUACUAUUAUUUGUAUUCCCUUAUAAAUUAUGGAGAUAUGAAAGAUUAAAGAAUUCAAAAUAUCAAUUAGAGGCAUAA
Cavenderia fasciculata is the source of this 4410-nucleotide messenger RNA. RefSeq names its product protein phosphatase 2C. NCBI's taxonomy places the organism in Eukaryota, Evosea, Eumycetozoa, Acytosteliales, Cavenderiaceae. Bases 1 to 4410 code for a protein of 1469 amino acids. The transcript is spliced from 8 exons. Gene Ontology annotation, molecular function: protein binding. The record is from RefSeq and is a predicted model, not a curated record.